Molecule: messenger RNA, 199 nt
Organism: Cetraspora pellucida
Lineage: Eukaryota; Fungi; Glomeromycota; Glomeromycetes; Diversisporales; Gigasporaceae
Source: the annotation of a GenBank genome assembly
AAUGAAAGUUUUUACAAAUUGUAUUAUGGAUGCUGAAAUGACUUUACUAGGGCAAAAAUUUUUAAAAAUUGGUUUAACUAUUAAAACAAUUUUACUAGAACAGGAAUUUUUAAAAAUUGUCUUAAUUGCUAAAACGAUUAUACUAGGGCAGAAAUUUUUAAAAAUUGUCUUGGCUGCUAAAACAACUUUACUAGAGUAG